Molecule: messenger RNA, 1781 nt
Organism: Zingiber officinale
Lineage: Eukaryota; Viridiplantae; Streptophyta; Magnoliopsida; Zingiberales; Zingiberaceae
Product: probable pectate lyase 8
Exons: 7
Coding region: 52-1431 (459 amino acids)
Molecular function (GO): pectate lyase activity
Source: RefSeq, a predicted model, not a curated record
GCUCCGCCAAGAGUACCUGCUUUUGCACUAUAGCAAGAAGAGUGAGCGGCAAUGGCGGGGGGUUCAAGGUCGAUUGCAGCUCCUCUGCUGCUGUUGCUGCUCCUAGGGCUCAUAGUGCUAUUGGGCGGGGGAACAGUGGGGCGGAUUCGGAUUGGAAGCGAGAGGUCGUCGGAUUCGAGGAGCGACCACACUUCUCGGAGGAGCUUGAGGGAGGCGACACGCAAUCCGAGGGAGGCUGCUGCUUCCAUCGAAGAGAGGGCUAAAACCAAAACUGCAGAAGCCGCAGUUGAUUACCCUGACGAGGUUGCUUCUACUGUCAUCAUGUCCAUAAGAAACAACACAGCUCGCAGGUCUCUUGCUUACCUGUCAUGUGGCACAGGCAACCCAAUUGAUGAUUGCUGGCGGUGUGAUCCUGACUGGCACAACAAUCGGAAAAGACUUGCUGAUUGUGGGAUUGGCUUUGGUCGAAAUGCCAUUGGUGGCCGGGAUGGAAAUUUCUAUGUGGUGACCGACUCUGGCGAUGAUGAUCCUGUGAAUCCACGGCCAGGAACACUCAGAUAUGCAGUCAUCCAGGAUGAACCCCUCUGGAUCACUUUUAAGCAGGACAUGGUGAUCACACUCAAGGAGGAGCUUAUCAUGAACAGUUUUAAGACAAUUGAUGGACGUGGUAGAAAUGUCCACAUUGCCAACGGAGCUUGCAUUACCAUCCAAUAUAUCUCCAAUGUCAUCAUCCAUGGGCUCCACAUCCAUGACUGCAAACCCACUGGAAAUGCUAUGGUUCGCAGUUCUCCUUCCCAUUAUGGAUGGAGAACCAUGGCUGAUGGGGAUGCAAUUUCCAUCUUUGGUUCUAGCCAUGUCUGGGUGGACCAUUGCUCUCUGUCCAACUGUGCGGAUGGACUUGUUGAUGCGGUAAUGGGCUCUACUGCUAUUACAGUCUCCAACAGUUAUUUCACCCACCACAAUGAGGUUAUGCUUUUGGGCCACAGUGAUUCUUAUGAAAGGGACAAAUCUAUGCAAGUUACAAUUGCAUUUAACCAUUUUGGCGAGGGACUCAUUCAGAGAAUGCCCAGGUGCAGGCAUGGUUACUUUCAUGUGGUUAACAACGAUUAUACACACUGGGAAAUGUAUGCCAUUGGUGGGAGUGCUAAUCCAACCAUCAACAGCCAGGGCAACCGAUAUCUUGCCCCUUCUAAUCCAUUUGCAAAAGAGGUAACCAAGAGAGUGGACACAGACGAAAGCACAUGGAAGGACUGGAAUUGGAGGUCAGAAGGUGACCUGCUGCUAAAUGGUGCUUUUUUCACCCCCUCUGGUGCAGGUGCUUCAGUUAGCUACUCAAGAGCGUCCAGUCUCGGAGCUAGGUCUUCUUCUCUGGUUGGCACAUUGACUUCUAAUGCUGGAGUUCUUGCGUGCCAAGAAGGGACCCAAUGCUAAUACAAUUCCACGCAUCAGUAGGAUGGAAAUUAUUCUUCAGUGUCAUAUUUUAAUGACACUGUUAGCAGUUACAUAUCCACCCAACCUCCGCCAGCUCUAAAGGAUAAGCUCGGCGGAAGCGUUGUGUUGUUCGACUUCUUACCUAUACUAUUUUAGCUCCAUAUGCAUAAUUUCUACCUGAAUAGUAUGCUAUAUACACAAGUGUGUUCUCCUCCAAUAUGUGAUGAGCCAUCUAUAGGUUUAUGUUUCUCUUCAGUUGGAAAAACAAAUAUACAUAUAUGAAAAUGUAGGUGGCGAGAUGGCCGUCUGUCUUGAUGAUUUGGUGAAGAAAAUGGGGAAACUUUGGUGAA